Camelina sativa (false flax) is the source of this 830-nucleotide messenger RNA. RefSeq lists its product as uncharacterized. NCBI's taxonomy places the organism in Eukaryota, Viridiplantae, Streptophyta, Magnoliopsida, Brassicales, Brassicaceae. The record is from RefSeq and is a predicted model, not a curated record.
UCUCACUCUCUCUUUUAUCAAAAAAUGGAGGCUGAGAAUUUGAUGAAUCUCUCUCUUCUCCAACGUAGAAACGUUUCACAAAACCUAGACUUAGAGCUCGUCUCUACUGUCAACAAAUCCUCAGAUGAUCCUCUCCCAUAUUACACCUCCCUCAAAGAUCUUCUCCCAUCCUUCUCUACCACCGUCGAUUCCCCUGCCGUCACCUCUGCUGCAUCAGGUCCCACCAUCAGGAUCCGCAACCGCCUUGUAAAGCAAGCUGCUUGUGCUUACCUUCAGCCUUCUACUCCAACUCCCUCCUCUAACCCUUCUUUCCUCCGUCGUGUCUCCUCCUCUUUCCUCCGACUCUUCUCCGCCUUAUUUGAUUCACUCCUCCGCAUGUUCCCAUCUCCUCGGAAAAUCUUCAGAGCUUAGUGAUUAACAUACAACCGAGAAAAUCAUGAAACAAUUACUGCAUAAUCUCUGUUUUCUUUUUCAUGUAUGAUUCAAUAUAUUUUUUCUUUUAUUUUAAAACAAAUCGUGAAGAUUUUUGAGGUUCACGUUUACAUAAGACGCCUCAGCUUGAGCCAUGGAAGUGGCGCGAGACACUAUACGUUCGGUUAUUCUAAGGGGAUAUGUUGCCAAGACUUGUCAAACGGACAAAAGAAAGGAGCCACCGCCCACCGAUGUAUAUUAUUAUUAGUUACGUGUUUUAUUGUUUGUUAUUCAAAGUUAAAAAACAUGUUGCGUAAUUUUACUAUUUAUAUUAGAUAUGAAUGGAUAUUUAGGAAAUCCAGAGAAUGGAGGUGCCAGCUAUAGCUAUAUUAAAUAAUUAAAUACUUUUUCAUGCUAAA